Molecule: messenger RNA, 957 nt
Organism: Necator americanus (New World hookworm)
Lineage: Eukaryota; Metazoa; Nematoda; Chromadorea; Rhabditida; Ancylostomatidae
Exons: 8
Coding region: 1-957 (318 amino acids)
Biological process (GO): intracellular signal transduction; protein phosphorylation
Cellular component (GO): cytoplasm
Molecular function (GO): protein serine/threonine kinase activity; ATP binding
Source: RefSeq, a predicted model, not a curated record
AUGGGGAGUCGUCUAUACUGGACGAGCUCACCGCACGAUCAUUCUAUGCCAAGCGAAUUUAUCACUGGCAGACCUUGUCACAGUUUAUAUAAACCGGAUCCACCAAGAAGUCUUGACGAUUCUGACUACGAUUCACCAUCUUCGGAUUACGAUCCUCCUCAUUCACCAUCCUCUCCUCAUCCGGGGACACAACGACACGAAUAUCAUUCGUUGAAAUUACUUGGAGAAGGGAGAAUAAAAUGGAAUUUGCAGGAGCUUACGGGGAAGUUCAUCUCAUCCGUAAUCCCUUUAAUCGUCGCUUUGCAGAACGCGUUAACCCCUUUACGACAUCCAAAUAUUGUGAAGUGUUUUGGGUCCAACUACGAACUGGAACUGAAUCAACUACAAAUACUACUUGAAUAUGUUCCAGGAGACGAUCUGAGAACUACAAUCCGCUCGAGACGCCGUGGAUGCAUCGACGUGCGCAGAGCUCGUGAUUAUUUCCGUCAGCUAAUAAGAGGAGUCGAUUUCUUGCAUAGCUUUCACGUGGUGCAUCGUGAUCUCAAGCCCGAAAAUGUGAUAGUUAAUAAUAAUGGUUUGCUCAAAAUUACGGACUUUGGAAUGGCAACACAACUGCAAAGCAAGGAUGACGGUACAGAAGUCCCAUUGGAUCGAAUGUGUGGUACGCGAGAAUUCAUGUCACCGCAAAUGUUCAAGAAGAAAUAUCUAGGCUCUAAAAAUGAUGUGUGGGCAACGGGUAUCAUAUUGCUGAUGAUGUUGACUGGAAGAAGGCCUUGGAAGAGAGCUCGAAAGAGUGAUCGUAACUUUUACGAAUGGGCGGAAGGAAGAACGUUACCGCGUCCGUUCGACCGGCUGACGCCUGCAACACUCGAGAUAGUGGAGUUUGUUUUGAACAUCAGUGAGCACUCACGUCCCUCAUGCGAUGAGAUCCUCGACCACUCUUGGCUAGCUUUAUAA